Molecule: messenger RNA, 9200 nt
Organism: Ylistrum balloti
Lineage: Eukaryota; Metazoa; Mollusca; Bivalvia; Pectinida; Pectinidae
Product: CREB-regulated transcription coactivator 1-like
Exons: 13
Coding region: 1-2049 (682 amino acids)
Biological process (GO): protein homotetramerization; positive regulation of transcription by RNA polymerase II
Cellular component (GO): nucleus; cytoplasm
Molecular function (GO): cAMP response element binding protein binding
Source: RefSeq, a predicted model, not a curated record
AUGGCUAACCCAAGGAAGUUCAGUGAAAAGAUAGCAUUACAUAAUCAAAAACAAGCAGAGGAAACCGCCGCUUUCGAGGCAAUUAUAAGGGAUGUCUCGGCUGCAACUAGGGGUUCGCCCGGCUAUGCUACCCCAAAUCAACACCUGCAGCCCCAGCAGAAUAUCAUGGGUCAAUACAGGGCAGGGUCACUGCCAAACGUUAACCAGAUGGCCGGUAAUUCGGCUGUAGACCUGCAGACGACACUUCAGCACUUCGAUGAUAUACGAGGCGGGCUAAUACACAACCGUGGAAUUGACAGACUACACAACCGGGACAGGGGGAGACAACUCGGACCACACAGACGUGCUUUCCCUAUGGACAAGCAAAGGACUGACUGUUCCCCAUAUGGUUCAGCAUUCCUCACUCCUCCUCCGGAUACAAGCUGGCGCAGGUUAUUUCGUCAUCUUAACGGUCCUAACCUAUCUCGAACAAACUCUGAUUCUGCCCUCCAUACCAGUGCCAUGGCUCCAAUAAGUGACUUGGGUGAUCACAUGCAUGGUGCCACCACGCCCCCUGUAAACAGACGACUCAUGGAAGUAGCUGGAGAAAAUGCAAUGCAGGGGGGAGCACUUAUGAAAGAAUUUUGGGACCCAAAAAAGUUGGUGGCACAGUCACGUCCUAAGUCUUGCGAGGUGCCAAAUAUCAACAUAUAUCCAUCAACGGAGCAGGAAAACCAAGGGGCUGGCAUUCACGUUCCUAUCACCAACAACACUGGCUCACUGCCUGAUCUGACAGUACUUCACUUUCCACCCCCUCUGGCUACACCCCUAGAUGCAGAGGACCAGUCAUAUCCUGGGGGGCAGCCACCCCCAGGUUCUGCCCCUGCAAAUCUAUCCCCCACUAGUGCUCACAGGCUAGGGGGCAUGGGCCCUCCCAGUACCCAGGCUCAGAGUCCAGUACAGCGACGCAGGCUACAACAUGGUGGCCCAAGUCCCCUCGUACUCAGUGGUUCCCCAACACAGCAGAUGAGGAUGUCUCAUUCUACGCCCGAUAGUGUUCCAAAUCUCGACCCAAGUAAGCUCUCUUUGGACCCUCGGUUAAAACAACAGUAUCUGUUAUACUUACACCAGCAGCAGCAGCAGCGGCAACGAGGAGGGCACACCCGCCCCCCUGCCCCCUCCAACAAUAACCUGCGACAAGUGCCUCAGGUCCAUAUAACUUCCGCAUGUGACCAAAAUAAUUCUCAGGUACAGCCAUCAUUAACACAGUACAGGAAUAAUGUAUCGGAGUCUAAUUGUCAGUCACCCACAUCUCCUUUGUCGCAAACAUCUCACUCUCCGGCACAGUCACCUGGCCUGCCCCCCACCUCCUGGAACAACUCACCAUUUGCAGAGAACUACCAGCAUCAACAACAGCAGCAGCAGACCAAUGCACUACAGCACCAGUUUGAACAAUUCAAUAUGUCACAAGACAACCACUUCAUAUCAUCGUCAUCUGAUUCCUCAUUGUUGACCAACGGAGCAACGAGCAGUGCUAUCUACACUUCUCCUCAGAACACUUCAAUAAACUUUUCACAGGCUAUGACCCAUGGCUUGACUGGCAGCAAUCAGGAUCUUCAUCAACAGUACUUUCCACACCAAUUGGACUCAGAACGAAUUUCUCAAAAAAGUGUAGUUAAUCCAGUAAAUCCUGCUGUGCAAUACCAGAAUCUUCAGCAGCAGCAGACUGCACAGCAACAACAAAAUAUUUUACAACAGCAACCACAACAGCAGCAGCAGCAACAUGUGUCAUCAAGUGGUAAAAUACCAGAUAUAAUAUUCACAGGUAUCAACUCUUACUUGUUUCCAGGUGUUGACGAUAAUUUGAUGGCGAAACAGGACUUUGCUAAGGAGCUUGGUAAUGCCAUCACUGGUAUGCCAGAUGGCUUUGAUACAGAAUUCUUUACUUCAGACGAGGCUCUCAAAGUAGGCCUUGAUCCUUUGGACUUGGAUGGAUUACAGAUGUUGACUGACCCCAGCAUGUUGACGGACCCAGCCACGGAGGAAAGCUUUAAACUUGACAGAUUAUAGGACUCACUCCAGCACUUCUACCUGCACUUAACAUUUGUGUCUAUUCUGUUUUUAACAUCUUACAAAUCUUUAAAAAAAAAAUGUAUUGGUUAUGUCUAUCAACAUAUUUACACUUACCCAGGACUUGUGUAAUACCCCCUUCCCUUGUCCGUCAUGUUUGCGGCCAUGCCUACUUGCUAUAAAGCAACCAAAUGAUAGUAUUAAAUACUUAGCUGGAACUAAGAUUUAGAAUGAUUCACUAAGUGUAUAACAUUCAAAAGAAUUUUGUAGUGACUUUGCUUCUUAAACACAGUAUUUUUGUACUGGUGACAUCAUGUAACUGUUCCCCUUGCAUUCAUUGGCAUUCCUUAAUUGAUUACUUAAUAUAAAGAACAUGUGUCAUUGAGAGAGAGGAAAAUAUUGAGUUCGCUCACAAGAAUGUGAUAUGUAGAAAUUAUAUUUUCGAGAAGUCUGCUAUAGCUGUUGUAGAGCCUAUUUUACACACAUUUCUGUUGGUUUACACAAAGAUAUACAUAUUGUUUUAUUCCUAUGCCAGAAUUUUGCUAUUUAUUUGAUAUUCCCCUUCUACAUUUAACUGGUAUUAAAACUAGUGUUGUUCCUGCCAUACAAAAAGAUGUUUGACAUAAAUAAGGAGAAGUCUAUCAGAAUUUGUAGUACCGUUACUGUCUCAGUGAUUUCUGUGUGUGCUGUUUAAACAUACCUGUAGAAAAAAGAACUAUCCCCGACACUUGCAGAGCAGUUAACUUUUUGUGUUUACAGUAUGCUGACACAUUCAAUACUGGUUACUGCAUAUAGGAAAAAAUUUGCCAGUGAUUAUUUCAACCUUCACAUUAGAAUUUUUUCCCAUAGUUAAAUUUACUAAAAAAUACAUAAUAAAAAGUUUAUUUCAAUUUUGUUUGUCCUAAUUGCAAAUUAGCAAAAGGGACAAAAAUCAAACUAAGGCGAAGUAAGUUUUGCUGUGCACAGUUACUCCUAUUUUCCCUUUGAUGUCAAAGUUUCAAUGUCCUGACACAAGUCUGUAGCAUGCAUAAAAAGGAACUCACAGAUCCUACAAAAGUAAUUUAAAGAGAGUUUAAAGUUUUCUGCUGCAAUGUGUUUCACAGGGAGUCAGAGUUUUGUUUUCAAUAUCAAUGUAAAUUUCUGUAAAAUUGACAAUAAUCUCUGUUGAAGGAAAUUGUUUAAUAAAUUUGAUUUAGGCUCAAGAAACCCAGGGGGAAAAACUGGUUUAAAUACCCUGAAAGACGAUAGGAUCAUUAUUGAAAUGUUGGAAUAAGCAAAAGACUUUUUGCAAGACUUCAAGGUGUUCAUGAGAUGCAUAGAUGAUAGAUAUAUUGAGAGCAAAGCUCGUAGAUUAACUGGAAGAUAUAAAAUGCUUAAAGGUUUGCUUUCUAGAACAAAAUAGCAUUAUCUGUCAUCAUAGUGAUGAGUUCAGGUCAUCAAAUGGGUAAUCAAAAGUCAAUGAUAGAUGCGGGGACUAUUGUUAUUAAAAAAGUGCUUGUUAUUUAUUUUUCAUCACAGAAAAUGUUUGUUUACUGUUACUGAGAGAAUUUAUAUAUAAUCACACUGCUCUGUCCACUGCUCCACAUUAAAGUGUUAUAGAUUUACUUUUGAGAUCUAAUCAAAAUAUACUUAUAGAUCACUUAUGAAAAAUUGUCAAUUAUUAAUAUAUUGUCAAUUAUUAUAUAAUUAAAUUUAAUAAUAGUAGGUACCCAAGAAUCGUAUUGAAACAUUUGAUCCCCUGUACUUUAAUUAGAUGCAAUUUUUAAGGUUCAAUUGUUUAUUGAUGUAAUCACAGGUCCUUUUGGUUUUUAAACAGAAUUUUCAGUUGAUUCAAACUUUUAAAUAAGGAUAUUUCAGUGUUGGCAUAAUUUGACCUUUUUUAUUUAGUCAUGGACAUCUUGGUUUUCAAUCAUACUUAUGUCAAUUUUUAGUUGAAAAAACAAUCUGUACAGCAUAUUCAUUGGUUUCACUCUGAUUCGUUAGAAGUUGUGUUUAAUUUCAUUACUUUCAAAUUAGACACUAUAUAAACCAAAACAUAAUGAACUUUGAAAUAUACCAAUUUACAGUACAUACCCUUCAAGGCAUGAGAUGUAUUUUUUUUCUUCUAAUGAGUAAGGUAAACAAGCGUGUAUAUUUUAUUACCUGUAUAAUUCCCCAUGAAAAAUAUUUUAAAUGUUUUAUUGGUUAUCUGCAAGCAAACCAAUGUUUGAAGUUAAAAGUUGAGCAUUGGUUUUGUGGUGCAAUAGUAACUCUACAAUGAUGAAGCCAUAGUCUACUGCUACUCAACUGGAACUUUAGUUUGGCAGCAAAUUUACAGUUGAUAUUUUGAAGAUUUAUAUGAAGAUUUUAAAUUUAUAUUGUCUGUGAUUUUAAAUGUUUAGUAUACUGUAGAUCAUUUACAUUUCGCCAAUAUUCAAACUUUUCCGAUCACACGUUUGGUCAAUGACCUUAUCUCUAUCUGUGAUUGUAAAUCAAUUUUGGUGCAUUUCCUGCAUUAUAAAGGACUUUUGUGUUCAAGCGAUACUGAUUUGGUAAUGAAUACUUCCAGAAAUGUUAAAAUCAAUACCUAGUGAUAUAUAAAUUAUCUACAGUAACUUUGAUGUGUCCUCCUUUAGGUUUGACAAUCAGUAGAAUAAACCUAAUGUCCUCAAACAGCAUGAACUGGAGUUUUGUGGAGACUCCAGUGAGGGAAAACAUGCCUUUUCAUCUGCAUUGCUUGCUAGGUGAAAGGGUUGUGUUUUACCUAAUAAAAAUGAUCCUAUUCAAAAGGAUGCAAACUCCAUGUUUACUACUCAGUACGAUAGUGAGGCCAUAAUCCCUAAGAGGAGACUAUGGUGAUACAAUGUGUGAAGAGCUAUUGUUACUCAUUUCAAACCUUAAAAUAUCUAUCUUUAUUAUUUGUUGCAGAAUUUAUUUAUAUGUAUAGUUUGCUAUUAUUGGGUGGAAAGAGAGAAACGUUUGUUGGUGUCAUCAUUAAAUGCUGUGAUGCAGCUAUGUUCAUAUUUUAAACCACUUCUUAUCAAUGUUUUUUGCCUGUGUAGUCAAUACAUCAUCUACAAAUGACCGUAAGUGGCAUUUUGACAAAUUCAAUGGUCUAGUCAUAAAAUAACCCUGUACUGUUUAUAAAAACUUUCAAAAAACUUUAUAAAAAGAGAGUUGAGCGUAUGUAUCGGUGUAUGAAUAGAGAGUGAGAGAGAAUGUCGUUGAUUGACAAGUUGUAACUAGGGGGUACUUAUAAGAAGUGACAUUUAGUACUCGUACGUACAGAAGUACCCGGUCUUCAAUAUCAUUGAUUUUUUGCAUUCAUAAAAAUAUUGUUCAUAUAUGUCAAAUUGUGUGCUUGAUUUUGAUAUGUCUUCAUUUCUGAUAAUCCAUCAAUGUCUCCUCAUUACUGGCAUGUCAUCAGUAUUCUGUAUGGUUUCAUCCCAUUACCUAUCUCAAUCCUGAGUAGUCAGUUUAGUCAGCUGGACAGAAAUGAACACAGCCACCAGUUUGUACAUGCCCAAUACUCUGCUCGAGUCCUUGGUGCGUGUAAAUAUCAUAGAGAAAAUUUUUAGAUAUUUCAUUUGCACUUCUAUUAGGAUUAGCUCACAAAAGAAUUUUAAUGCGUUCUCUCAGUAAGUAGAUGUUUAUGUAAAUAGUUGGAGGGAGCACAGGUUGUCCUCCCCAACCAGCAUGUUUCCUGCUGAGUGUUAUUGUUACUUCUUUUAAUAGUAUGCUGAUCAGAGUGGCCUAUACAAAGUAUUUUCAUUUUAUCAGUAUUUCUGUAUAAAUGGAAUGUAGGUCUGUAACCAUUUACUAAUAUACUUGAUUCCAAUUUGCCUUAAUUGUUGAUGAUGAAGAGCCACACUCUAGAGAUUUGUACCAGCAGAUAUAGGUAGAUUACUCCAGCAGGAUGUGGCAUUGUUGUCUCGGUGAUAUAUUAGAAUUUCCCUUUAACAGGAUAUGGGCUUAUUGUCACAGAGAUAUGUGGUUAGCUCCCUUUGACAGGUUGUGGACCUGUUGUCUUAGUGGUAUGUGGGUAGUUCUCUCUGGCAGGAUGUGGGCUUAUUGUCACAGUGAUACAUGGGUAGCUCCUUCUGGUAGGAUGUGGGGGCCUGUUGUCACAUGGUAUGUGGAUAGUUCACUCUGGCAGGAAGUGUGCUUAUUGUCACAGUGAUACAUGGGUAGCUCCUUCUGAUAGGAUGUGGGGGCCUGUUGUCACAUGGUAUGUGGGUAGUUCACUCUGGCAGGAAGUGCACUUAUUGUCACAGUGAUAUAUGGAUAGUUCACUCUGGCAGGUUUUGUGCUCCAUAUCACAGUGAUACAUGGGUAGCUCCCUCUGGUGGAAUGUUGGUAGUUCCCUCUGGAAGGAUGUGGACGUAUUGUCAUGGUGAUAUCUGGGUAGCUCACUGUUAGGAUGUGGGUUUGUUGUCAUGGUCACAGUGAUGCAGGUGUUCAAUCACAGGUGAUGUCUCUGGUGCUAGAAUGGGUUAGCACUUUUUAAUGCUAAAUACUGAAGUGCUUAAGGUAAACCUAUUUGUGGUAAAGGUAUUGCCAAACAGGAGAUUGAACAAUUUCUUUAAUGUAUCAAUCUGGAUUGUGCUUCAUGUUUACACAUUGUAUCUGUACUGCAUCAUUUUUGUUAUAGAUAUUUUUGCAUAAGAGAUUUUAUUCCUACAUAUUGCAGUAUUUUCAAGGAUGAACAAAGUGUGUUUGUAUAAGAUAUGAUCUAGCAGAUUUUAUAUCAUUAUGUUAUUCUUAAUUGUUAAGGAUCAGUAAUUACACUCCAGGUAAUGUGUUGACAUGUUUACAUGGUUAGAGAAUGUCAACCUGUGUAUGCAUGGUAGCUGUAGUAAUUGUGGGUGUUUACUGAUAAACAGCGUAUUUGCCACUGUGUACAUCCUUAAUGUGGUCUUAGCUUGUCAUAUAAGGUAAUGACCCGUUUACUCUCUAACGACAGUACUUUUAUGGAAAACCCUCAAGGUUAAAUGAACACAUGGUACAGGUUUUUACACAAUUCUACCUUUGUAUUGUAAGUUUGUAUGGCUUCCUUUCAGCUGAUGAAAUCAAAUUUCACGCAGUUAUCCUCAAAUUUCAAGGUUAUUAUGACUUUUUAGGGGCAACAAGGUUGCCAUAGUGUUACUCUUUGGCCAAAAGGUUACCACAUUGUAAGCUUGGGAUCACAAUGUUAUGGUGUGACUCUUGAUCGAAGUUGCCAUGGUGUUGCCCUUUUGGUUGUAAAGUUGCCAUGGUGUUGCCCUUUGGUUAAAGAUUACCCUAGUAUUGCUUUUUAUAUGUUGUAGUGUGACCCUUUAGUCAAAAAGUUGCCAUGGUGUUGCCUUUUUAAUCAACACUUCAGUGUCGUGGUGUGACCCAUGAGCUAUGUGUUGCCAUUGGAUCAUAUCGUAUAAUACCUGUGGCUUUAAGUACCAUUGUGUUCCCCUUCUGGUCUGGAUGAAGGUCAUGGGGUUGUCAACCAGGUUUAAUUGAUUAUUAUUGCGUUACUUUCCCUUCAGGGUUAUGAAGGUAACCUCAAUACUACUUGGAUGUUAAUCACCCUUCAGGUUUAUGUGAUCACUAUCUCAGUUCUAGGCUUGAUGCAUAGAUUUGUAAGAUACUAACGGUCCUUAAAUGUUUGUUGUGAGUUUUAUUGAUCAGACCCUUGUUUCACAAAUGUCACUGAGGGUAUCCUAUUUUCUAAACGAAUUAUUGAUAAUAAUUGACCUUUUGUGAAUACAGUAUUACAACUCGGUAAAAUAAAAGCAGUAUGUGUUCAUGUUAGUUUUAAUUAAGUUGAUUAAGGAUUAAUAUAUUCCAUCCUUCAGACAUUAUAUCUAAGUAUAAGUGAGACGGACGUAACAUUCAAUCAUGUUGUAUAAAACAGGUAAAAUAAUUUGGAGAUUAGACGGACAAGUGGUUUUAAUCUAAUGAUGCUUCUGAACAUCGUCUUACGUAUGAUAUGUAAGAGAACUAGAUAUAAAUCAAAUACAUAGAGGCAUAGAAAAAAAACUAACAAUAAUUUUAUUGAAGAUUUUGUUUUCAUCUGAUUCAUAAUGAAAUUUUUAAUCAGGAACCAGUGGUUUUGUUGACAUGAGGUAUUAUCUAUGUAACCACUUUGAUUUCCAGUAUUUGGUUAAUACAGAUCUGAAAUUAUCUUUAUGUAAAGUAUUACAUUUUACCUCUGGAAUUUACAGCUUUCAACACUAUCAAGACAGAUUAUAGGAAAGAUGUCAGAUAUACUUAAAAUUGAGAGAAACAGUAUUUCUUGUUUUAUUUAAAUAGCCUAAUCGUACAUUGGUGCAAGAAUGACUCCCCACAGUUACAUUCCAUUGUGUUAAAACAUGUGUUUCUAAUAAAUCUAGGCUAAGCACAUUUCUUAGAAUUUUGAGAAGGGUGCUAAAUGCUUAUUGUUGUUGUUUGGUCAAGUUUUUACAAUUAGAUCUUAAAGCUGAUGAUGUUAUUCUGUAUAUUACAACAAAAAGUGUGUUGUGUUUUCUGGAUUUCCAUGAAUAUAAAUUGAAUUUUGAAAGGGUUUCAUUUUUCACUGGUGUAUGGGUUCUUUCAACUUAUGUAAGGUGUAGUAAGUUUACAGAAAUGACCUAUGUUGUUAUUUGAAACCCUUUGUCACACAGGUUUGGAUUGUAUUUUUAAGCCUUAAGAUUCCAGUGCUGUAAACUGCCUGAAAUACUGGACAGAUGUGAACUGAAAUCAUGGGGUCACAUGAGAUAUGAAAAUUUAAUCGGUUCACAUGUAUUACCAAAAUUCAUGUGUUAUGAACUAAAUUUAUGUAGUCACAUGUUUCCAAGUUGAAUUUUCGGGUUACAUGUAGAAUCUGAAUUCAUGGGUCACAUGGGUUGUGACAGACUUCUGGGGUCACAUGUUGUAACCAGAAUGCCUUAGUCGCAUAUAUUAUGACCCAAGUUCUUGGGCCUCCUGUGUUGCCACACACACACUGGGGUGGCUGUGUUCUGUUAAUAAUGUGGCUUUAUGUGUACACAAACUGUACACACUUAUCAUCCUGAUGUACUAUAUUGCUUUUUACAGUCUUAGAGGGUUAUAACAUUGACUGUUGUAUGUUUGUUACCAUGACGUUUGUCAUCACAUGUUGUCCAGUAUCAUUACCCUUCAUUCUACUGGAGUAAAUAUACUACAUAUAAAGCAACAGCAAA